AUGGUUUGUUGGCAGGCUUUUCUUCGAAACUCUUAACUCUCAUUUGUCUUUAAGAGUUGUUUGGUACUUCAGUCUCUGUAUUCUCAUCUUACUUAUCCUACUUAUCUUAUUAAGUAAAUUGUUAAAAGUCUGAAUUCAAAAAUUACAACAUUUGAUUUUCCAACAUAUUUUAAUAAUCAAAUUAGUUAAUAUUCAUUAAUCAAUUAGAUCAACGUUAAAUAAUCAAACACAGAUUAUUCAAGAAAAAAUAAACAUUGAUCAUAAAUACAAAUUACCAAUAUUGUUGGAUAAACAAAUCUCUUUAAAACCAUUUAAAUAAUCAAUAUUACAAUUAAAAUCUAAGUUAAUUAUUAAAUCUAAAAAAUACCUAAUACCUAAAAUAGAAAUUUAAAUUUAUUAUGGAUCCUUAUCUAAGGUUAGAUUUGAUGGAAAUUAUGAAUAAAAAAUCAAUAUAGAGAGAAUGUUAUAAUAAUUGAUGAUAAUGAAAAAGGAGUUUUGA
Messenger RNA from Paramecium pentaurelia, 499 nucleotides. NCBI's taxonomy places the organism in Eukaryota, Ciliophora, Oligohymenophorea, Peniculida, Parameciidae. The record is from the annotation of a GenBank genome assembly.